CCAGUGUUUUCAAGCUUCCUAUAAUACCGAUCCUUCUUCCUGAAUAUGUUCAUCAGAAUGGUUUCAGUUAAAGUGUUUUGCUUUCUCUUACCUUCAUUCAUCUUGCAGCUCUUCUUGGUUGGAGCUGAAAAAUGCCCACUUUCAGUUAACUGUGGAAAUCUAGGAGAGGAAAUUCAUUUCCCUUUCACGAGCUCAGAUCACCCAGAUUGUGGCUUAUUGAUCAUUCUUGGCUGUGGUGAUAAUGACCCAAAUACCAAAAAAACCAUCAAGUACAAUGAAAAAUGGUUUGAUGUUGUCGAACUCAACCAGACUUCCUUUACCAUCAGAGACGAUGAUCUCCACGACUUUUUACUGUCACAUAGCUGUAAUGUCUUCAACCAUUCUCUCCCUUUUAGUUCAAAUUCUAGUUUUGCUUCUUAUUCUUUGAAAUAUAAAGUAAACUUGUUCAAUUGCAAAAACAACACCGUCAAUCUGGAUCCCCCGGAAUCAUACUCUAUGUUCAAUUCCUGCUCUGAAGAAAUUAUCUUUUAUAAAAAUUCAUCUUCUGAUGAUGAUGAGGGCCGGAGCUUUUUCAAAUCUUGUAAAACUCUUCAGCUUCCAAUCUCAAACACCACUGCGAUUGUGAAACCUGAUUUCCAGGACAAGAGCCCUUUUGAUUUCUUAUCUGGUGAGAUUACCAUCGAUAUAGAUUUAUCCCCAGAUUGUUCUAGUUGUUACUACAUUGAAGGAGGACAAUGUCGACAGGACCUCAAGGGAAGGUUUUAUUGUGCCAAAGAGAAAACCAGAAAGGACAGGCGUGUAGUUAUAGCAGUUUCAGUUUCUGGAGCACUAGGAAUACUUUUGGUUUUGGGUUUCUUCUUGAGAAGACGCUUUUACAACAAACCAAACCCUACCCACUUAUUGAUUGAGAAGUUUCUUGAAGAACAUGGACACCUUACAGCCAAAAGGUACAAUUAUAUGGAGGUCAAGAAGGCCACAAACUCCUUCAGAAACAAGUUGGGUCAAGGAGGAUUUGGCAGUGUCUACAAAGGGAAGCUAAGCGAUGGAACUCUUGUGGCUGUGAAGGUAUUAACUGAGCUAAACGGUGAUGGCGAAGAAUUCAUCAAUGAAGUUUCCAGCAUAAGCGUGACUUCUCAUGUCAACAUCGUUAGCUUACUGGGCUUUUGUUUGGAGGGUUCUAAAAGAGCUCUGAUAUAUGAGUACAUGUCUAAUGGAUCUAUUGACAAGUACAUUCAUGAACAGAAAGAUCCAUCAAAGCUCAAUCUCCAGCUGACUUGCAAAGCUAUGUACAAUAUUGCCGUUGGCGUUGCUCGUGGAUUAGAGUAUCUGCACAGAGGUUGCAACACUAGAAUCUUGCAUUUGGACAUCAAGCCUCACAAUAUAUUGCUUGAUGACGAUUUCUGUCCUAAGAUAUCAGACUUUGGACUCGCAAAAAUCUGCCCGAAGAAAGACAGUAUUGUAUCGUUGUUAGGAGCAAGAGGAACGGCAGGAUACAUAGCGCCUGAAGUGUUUUCUAGAAACUUUGGGGGGGUGUCUCAUAAAUCCGAUGUUUACAGCUAUGGAAUGAUGAUGUUAGAAAUAGUGGGAGGAAGGAAGAAUAUGAACAUGGAAGUUGAAGGUUCAAGUGAAAUAUUCAUGCCCCACUGGAUGCACCAGCGUCUGAAAGCAAACCAGGAGUUGAGAUUGCAGUGCAUCAAGAAUGAGAAGGAUAGAGAAGUGAUGAAGAAGAUAGUGAUAGUGAGCUUAUGGUGCAUACAAAUUGAUCCUUUGAAUCGGCCAGCGAUGAACAAGGUGGUGGAUAUGAUGGAAGGAGACUUGGAAUCAUUGGAAUUACCACAGUUGCCUGUUCUUUCUUUGCCUCCAACAACUCUCUCAAGGAGUGUCGUAAAUGAUAUUAUCUCCAGCAGCUUCCAUUCUAUCUCACUUAGUUCUUAAGUUUUAACAUAAUGGAAUUUGUGUGUAAUAGUUUUUAUUUUUUGGGACACAAGCUGAACGUUUGCGGGCAAGGAUCAAACCUGCAAGUUGUAUCACACGACAAGGCUUUGGAUGCAAUAAUUGAUGCAAAUGUUGGAAACUCUACUUUUUGGGUCAAUGCCAGGGUGCUGGACUACAAAAUGACAGGCUUAAAGUUUUGGGCUUAGAAAUCACAGAGUUCAUAAUUUUUCUGGACAUGUUUAAUGAACUGGGGGGUUAAGCUGAGAUUGCAAUGUCUUGUUUGGAAGCCCAAUUUCACAAGUUCUAGAAAACAAUCUCGGAUUCUCUGUUCUUUUUUUCUUUUUUUUUUUGUCUUUUUUUCUUGGAGCAGUACUUUUUUACCCUUCUUUCUCUCUCUUUCCUUUAACCAGUGUCCAGAGGUGCAGCAUUUUUGUCUAAA
This is a messenger RNA of Prosopis cineraria, 2374 nucleotides long. Its product is annotated as LEAF RUST 10 DISEASE-RESISTANCE LOCUS RECEPTOR-LIKE PROTEIN KINASE-like 2.1. The transcript has 3 exons. Gene Ontology annotation, biological process: protein phosphorylation. Gene Ontology annotation, molecular function: ATP binding; protein kinase activity. Lineage: Eukaryota; Viridiplantae; Streptophyta; Magnoliopsida; Fabales; Fabaceae. The coding region runs from base 46 to 1935 and encodes 629 amino acids. The record is from RefSeq and is a predicted model, not a curated record.